AUGUGUAGACGCUCUUGGAAACAACAGUUCAAUUCUGGCCAAGAUUGGAAGGCAACGUUGAGGCUCCCACCUCCUGAUACUCGUUACCAGACAUCGGAUGUGACAGCUACAAAAGGAAAUGAAUUCGAAGAUUACUUUCUGAAAACAAAUCUGCUAAAGGGAAUAUACGAGAAGGGUUUUGAGAAGCCGUCUCCAAUUCAGGAAGAGAGCAUUCCGAUUGCUUUAACUGGUAGUGAUAUUCUUGCUAGAGCCAAAAACGGCACAGGAAAGACCGGAGCCUUCUGCAUUCCAGUCCUCGAGAAAAUCGAUCCAAAGAACAAUGUUAUUCAAGCCAUGAUUCUAGUUCCAACACGAGAGCUGGCCCUUCAGACAUCGCAGGUUUGCAAGGAGCUUUCGAAAUAUUUGAAUAUCGAAGUUAUGGUUACCACUGGCGGUACCAGUCUGAGAGAUGAUAUCAUGCGACUGCAUCAACCUGUACAUCUGCUGGUUGGAACUCCGGGAAGAAUAUUGGACCUUACAAAAAAAGGAGUGUGUGUUUUGAAAGACUGUUCGAUGCUUGUAAUGGAUGAGGCCGACAAGCUUUUGUCUGCGGAAUUCCAACCUUCUCUCGAAGAAUUGAUACAGUUUCUUCCACAAAACCGUCAAUUUCUGAUGUUUUCCGCAACAUUUCCUGUGACUGUGAAGGCUUUUAAAGAUCGACAUCUCCGCAAGCCCUAUGUUAUCAAUCUCAUGGAUCAGCUCACGCUUGUGGGUGUCACGCAAUUUUACGCUUUUGUUGAAGAGAGACAGAAGGUUCACUGCCUCAACACACUUUUCUCCAAGCUGCAAAUAAACCAAUCGAUAAUCUUUUGCAACUCUGUCAAUCGCGUGGAACUGUUGGCUAAGAAAAUUACAGAGCUUGGGUAUUCGUGCUUCUACAUUCAUGCGAAGAUGGUUCAAGACCAUAGGAACAGAGUGUUCCAUGAGUUCCGUAAUGGUGCUUGCAGAAAUCUCGUUUGCACUGAUCUGUUUACUCGUGGAAUUGACAUUCAAGCGGUGAAUGUAGUGAUUAACUUUGAUUUUCCUAGGACUUCUGAGUCGUAUCUACACAGGGUGGGCCGCUCAGGACGGUUUGGACACCUUGGGUUGGCUGUGAAUUUGGUAACAUAUGAGGACCGUUUCAAAAUGUAUCAGACUGAGCAAGAACUUGGCACUGAAAUCAAACCAAUCCCUUCUCUUAUCGAUCAAGCAAUCUACUGCCAGUAA
Thlaspi arvense is the source of this 1245-nucleotide messenger RNA. Lineage: Eukaryota; Viridiplantae; Streptophyta; Magnoliopsida; Brassicales; Brassicaceae. The record is from the annotation of a GenBank genome assembly.